This is a messenger RNA of Doryrhamphus excisus (bluestripe pipefish), 3921 nucleotides long. RefSeq names its product polyhomeotic homolog 3b (gene phc3b). Gene Ontology annotation, molecular function: zinc ion binding; histone binding; chromatin binding. NCBI's taxonomy places the organism in Eukaryota, Metazoa, Chordata, Actinopteri, Syngnathiformes, Syngnathidae. The record is from RefSeq and is a predicted model, not a curated record. Gene Ontology annotation, cellular component: nucleus; PRC1 complex. Gene Ontology annotation, biological process: negative regulation of DNA-templated transcription.
AGUCUCCUCGAUUAUUUCUGGUAGUCCUCCGGAGCUGUGAGUGGUGCUGUUCCGCCUCAGUGAACAUAAACCUCCCGUCACCGGAGCUCCACUAGCGGGCCGAGUUGACACUUCUCUCCGCCUCACAGAGCCUCGGGCAGGCUGUUUUCACGCCUCCUGCCAGGGCAGGUGUGGAGCGAGUUUGAGAGAGAGAGAGAAAGAAUGGCGGACUGACGAGCUCCUCCGCCCCCUCCGCCCCUGGAGGCCAUCAUGAAGCCAGCAAGGAGCGACCAGCGCCAGGCCUAACUUUGCUCCAAGCAGCCAGUCACAGACGAGGAGGCGGGUGACCUAAGGAGGCGGUGGGUGGGUGACUACGGUGUGUGUUGCGGCUGGCUGACGUGCAUUUGGCCGCCGCUGGUGCCGCUUGUCAGCCGGGGAAGUGAAGUCGUCACACGCGUCCAUCACCACCUGGAGCCACACGGAUAAAAACAUGCACUCUGCCUCCGAUGGAGGACCCGGCCGCGGCACGCUGAUAGAGGGAGCCUGCUAAAGUCUUGAAUAAUGGACAAGGAGCUGGUUGGUCCGAGCCAAUCGGACCAUGGACCCGCCUCCGACUCCUCCGCCCUCCCCACGCCCAGCCCUCCUCGCCUCACGCCCAACCCCAUGCUGCUGGACUCCCCGGCGCCCUCGCAAACGCCCGUCACCUCCUCGCCGCCUCCCCCUCUCACUCCGGCCCCCUCCCUCUCGGCACCCAAGACGGUGGUGGCGGCGGCAGCUAGGACCGCCUCCCCUCACAUCCUCGUCCCUGCGCCGCCCAAACUGACACCCACGGCGAGCACCACCCUGCGCACCUACGCUCGGCCCAUCCUUCCCGCUGCCUCCAAGACAACCCCGAGCUCUCCACUUCCUCCUUCCUCCUCUGGUGAUGUCACCACGUCUUCUACCACUGCUACUUCUUCUACAGUGACCACCAAGACGUCCACCACGCUGACCAAUGGGAACCCCAGGACCGUUCCCACGACAACCUCCAACACAAUCACACCCUUCCACACCCCGGCCAGUCCACCUGGGAGACAGGCGUCUCAGCCUCAACCGGUGAGCUCCGCCGGCACUGUGCGAGCUAAUCAGAGCCCCAGCGCCAUCAGGCAGAGGGCGUCCCAGCAGGCCGUGCUCCUGGGGAAAGGUCCCAAGGGGGCUGGACAAGACCAGGUGCUGCUACGAGCUCAGAUGCUCAUUCUCACAUCCACUAUGCGACCUGGCCCUCCCUCCUCUUCUUCCGCUCCCUCCUCCGCUAACCCCGCCUCCGCUCAGCUCCAGAAUCUCACCUUGAGGCCCCCGGUCACCAUUCCACCCUCUCUUCGUCUCAAGCCCCCCUCCUCGUUGCCGCCUCCCCUCUCUCGGCCUCAAACGGCGCUAUUCCCUCCUCUGCGUCCGCGACCGCCGCCCAGCACCGCGGCAACAGAGAGCUCAGCCACGCCCGGUCGCCACCUCGCUGUGCCACCUCCAACGCUCUACUCUCCUGUUCGAGCCGUCCCUCUCCGGCCGAGGCUUCAUUGCGUGAGGGCGGCGUCCCCGAGGAUCCCUUUACCUCUUCAGACCAUGACCACGGCCUCCCAGGCGUCCGCCGUGGGAUUCAAGAGCUGCUCCUCGUCCCAAAGCAAGCUAGGCACCAGCCAAUCCCAACUCGGCGGCCUCCCCGCCUCCUUCCAGACAUCGCCGUCCGCAUCCAGGCAGCUACAAAUCAUCGCUCUCUCUUCAGCUCGCCAACCGCUGUCGUCUUUCCCCAAAACGUCUGCGGCUCCAGCAGUAGCAUCGCCUGAGCCGCGCAGCCAAUCAAAGAGGACUUUGAGUGGACAGGAAGUGCUUCCCCUUCCUCAAAGCCCCACGUCGCCUCCCCGCCUGCUGCCACAGACACUGAGCCCUAAAGGGGGAGGAGACAAGAAGAGCGAGGAGCUGCCAGGAGGAUUAAAAGAAGAAGGAAGAGUUGCUGAAAAUGACCAAAGACACAAAGAUGAGGAGGAAGGAGACAAGACGGAGGGAGAGAAGGACACUCGCCUCCUCACUGGGAAGGAGCAAGAAGGGGAAAAAGGGGAGGACAUGGACGUGACUGAAGAAGGUCAGAGUGAGACGCCAGAUGGAGGCGAGGACCGGAAGAUGGAGGUGGAAGAGGAAGGAGAAGCUGCCAUGAAUCAUUCGGAGACCUCUCCACCUGUCACUCAAACAUCAGGAACGGUCAAAGACUCCAAGCCAGAACCGGAAACCAUCACAAAUCUGGUUUCAGAGCCACUUCCAGUCCAGAAUCCAUCUCCAGAGUUUCCUCAAGACCUCCAGAACCCGAACCAAUUGGACAUCUGUGAGAACAUGUCCACCCAGUCCGACAACCAUUCAGCGCUGUCAAGCCUCUCCUCACAGUCUCCGCCCACCUCGCCGUUCAUUGGCUCCUCCACCGAGGCCCCGCCCAAACCGGUCAACCUCAGCCAAUCAACGCACGAGGACAGCAAUGGGAAGCAAACACUGGGUGGAACACAAAUAGAACCUGAACCUCCUGACCAAUCAGAAGAGGAGCUGGAGAGCCAGCAAGUGGGCGGUACCUGGGAGCCAAGGGCGUGGCCUGAAGGCCGGGAGGUCUUGACCCACCUGGUUGAGGGAUUUGUCAUCCAGGAAGGACUCCAACCUUUUCCUGUAAACCGCUCGUCACUGCUGCUUCCUCAGCAGGCCGCCCAGCCCCAGGAAGUGAACGGGACCAAUGGCAAGGCGGCGCUUCCUGUGACGGAGGCCUCGGAACCAGCCGCACACUCGAGCGACUCCGACGAGGAGGGUGGAGACACGGACGAAGUGGCGACGCGAUCGGGCCACCGGGACCGGACUGUGUUGCACUGCCAGUUCUGCGGCAAGAGAGGCCACGCCCACAACUUCAUGCGGUCCAAGCGCUUCUGCUCCACUUCCUGUGCCCGAGGGUUCAACGUCCGUUUGACGAAACGUUUGCGGGCACUCAGUGCAGGAAGCCGCUCGGAGAGGCCUCGCCCGGUCCUGAACAGGGCGCAGUCAGUGCCUGGGAAACCUCUCUUACUGCGACUGCCUCGUGACCUGUGGAGCGCCGGGCGCCGUGAAAAAGACGCCAAGGAAGAGAAGGUCAUAUCAGCACGGGAGGAAGAGGAACAGGACGAGGAGGAGGAGGAGGACGAAGAGGAGGAGGAGGAAGAUAUGGAGGCAGGAGGGGAAGAAGAGGAGGAAGAUGACGAUGAAGUGGAGGAGGAUCCAGCAGUCGCCAUGACAACUAGGAUAGAGAGUCAAGUGGCAGCGGGGAGAAUGAGGUCUGUCGUGACCACGCCCACAAGCACCUUUAAGCCCACCCCCUGCCAGUGGAGUGUUGAGGAAGUUGCGUCCUUCAUUCGCACGCUGCCAGGCUGCAGCGAGGUGGCCGACGCCUUCAGGCUGCAGGAGAUCGACGGCCAAGCUCUGCUGCUACUGACGGAGGACCACCUCAUGACCAGCAUGAACAUCAAGCUGGGGCCCGCGCUCAAGAUCUGCGCUCACAUCAAUGCGCUGAAGAACCAGUGAGGGGGCGGGGCAUCAUGGUUUUGAAGAAGCACCAAGACUGUAGCACGAGGCACAUUUUUGUCAUUUGUGUAUAUCGGACAAGCUGCUGGAGAAGUGUACACUUGAAGGAUUUUCAACAUUCAAUAUAUAUAAUUUAGUUUUUUUGUUGUUUUUUUUUUUAGACUGUGACAUCCCACGACAAAUCUAUCCUGUAGCUAUACCAUAACUGUGUGUACAAAAAAAUAAUAGGUGAACUUUGUACGUGAUUCAUGAAGAUGUAAUGUUUUAUAUUGCUAUAUUCUGGACAAGAAAAAAAAAGUCACUAUCACGAGGGAGACUGGCGUCUUUGUCACAUUUUUAUGCUAUCUUGCUUGAAAAUAUUUAAUAAAGCAAAUAAUGCUA